Messenger RNA from Diaporthe citri, 951 nucleotides. RefSeq lists its product as uncharacterized. The record is from RefSeq and is a predicted model, not a curated record. Gene Ontology annotation, molecular function: oxidoreductase activity. Lineage: Eukaryota; Fungi; Ascomycota; Sordariomycetes; Diaporthales; Diaporthaceae. The transcript is spliced from 2 exons. Bases 1 to 951 code for a protein of 316 amino acids.
AUGGCUUCCAUCAAAGCGUCCAACAUCCUGAUCUUCGGAGCCACCGGUUUCAUCGGCACCUUCAUCACGGAGAAGGUCAUCGCCGCCCAGCCCGCCUUCAACCACAUCGCCAUCUUCACGUCCGCCAACACGGUCAACACCAAGGGCGAGCUCCUGGACAAGUGGAAGAAGGCCGGCAACGUGACCGUCGUCACCGGCAACGUCGAGUCCGAGGCCGACGUCAGCGCGGCGUACAGAGACCACAACAUCGACACGGCCAUCAGCGCGUUCGGCCGCGGCGCUAUCGACAAGCAGGUCAACCUGAUCAAGUGGGCGGACCAGUCGGGCAAGGUCAAGUGGUUCUUCCCGUCCGAGUACGGCACGGACGUCGAGUACGGCCCGCAGAGCGCGGGCGAGAAGCCGCAUCAGCAGAAGCUCAAGGUGCGCAAGUUCAUCAGGGAGGAGGUCAAGAACGUGCAGGUCACAUAUGUCGUGACUGGGCCCUACUUCGAGUCCUGGGUCGGCCGCCCCGAGGGUCUGGGCGUCGCGCCUGGUUUCGACGUGCAGAAGAAGGAGGCGUGGCUGGUCGAAGCUGAUGGGAAGAUCGGCUUUACGACGAUGCCUGACGUUGGCAAGCUGGUGGUCGCAGCCCUGCAGCACCCCGAGGCCGCGGCUGGUAAGGCACUCAAGGUGAACUCAUUCGAGGUCACGCCGAACCAGGUCCUCGCAGAAUACGAGAAGCAGACGGGGGCCAAGUGGAAGGCCAACCACAUUCCCCUCGACGAGCUCAGACAGGAGGAGAAGAAGCGCUGGGAGGAGGGCCACGCGAAGGCGACGAUCCUCACGCUGAGGCGUAUUUGGGCUGAGGGUGGCACUCUCUACGAGAAGACGGACAAUGAGGCUAUUGGAGUGAAGCCUGAGGACACAGAGUCCUUGCAGGUUAUCCUGAAGAGGAUUCUUGGGGGCCCAUGA